AAAUUUAUGUAUAAAUAUAACCCGACCCGUUUUUCUCGCUCCUUGCUCUCUCUCUCUCUCUCUCUCUCUCUCUCUCUUUCUGUUUUUAAAUUAAAACGCAAGAAAAGAAAAGAAAAGAAAGAAGAAAAGAGUAGCUCACUCCAAGUCAUCUCCUGCUCUCCUUUUAUCUCCCUUCAACUCCACCCUUUCCAAAACAGCCAUUAAAAUUCCCACAAACCCCACAGCUCCAGCCCCCAAAACAGUCGGAAGAACGUUCCAGAACUCAGGGUCAUUAUCGUCAUUUCGCAACCACACUCCUCCGCCCUCCGCCACUCGGUUUGGACGGUCCGAGAGUCCGACAGACCCGACCCGAAAUGGAGAGGAGCACGCCGGUGAGGAAGCCCCACACGUCCACCGCGGAUCUGCUCACCUGGUCAGAGACUCCCCCUACUGACUCUCCUCUGCCCUCCUCCGCCUCUCGCUCUGCUACUCGCUCUCACCAGCCGUCGGAUGGGAUCAGAAAGGUGGUGUUUGGAGGUCAGGUGACGGACGAGGAGGUCGAGAGCUUGAACAAACGCAAACCUUGUUCAGGGUAUAAGAUGAAGGAGAUGACUGGGAGUGGCAUUUUUGCACCGAAGGCAGAAAAUGAUGCCUCAGAAUCUGAUGGUGCCAACCUUACCCCAAAACCCGCAAUUCGUAUGUACCAGCAAGCGGUUGCUGGAAUCAGUCAUAUCUCAUUUGGUGAUGAAGAGGGUGUUUCUCCCAAAAAGCCUACAACCAUUCCCGAAGUUGCAAAGCAGCGUGAGCUAAGUGGGACCUUGGAAAGUGAAGCAGAGAAAGAGGCAAGGCUGAAGAAGCAGCUCUCUGACUCUAAAUUCAAGGAGCUUAGUGGGCAUGACAUAUUUGCACCCCCUCCUGAAAUUUUGCCCAGGACAACUACUGCUCCACGUGCAUUGGCCUUGAAAGGAAGCAUAGAGAUAGGAGAACCUGCUUCCCCCAAUGGUCACACAUCUGUUAAGGUUUCUAAUCCUGGUGGGGGUCAGAGCAAUAUAGCAUCCAGUGAGGAACCUGCGUCCAAGACAGCUAAGAAGAUUUAUGAGAAGAAAUUUUCUGAGCUCUCAGGAAAUGAUAUAUUCAAGGGUGAUGUUCCUCCGUCGUCAGCUGAAAAACCACUGAGUAAUGCAAAACUACGAGAGAUGAGUGGCAGCAACAUCUUUGCUGAUGGGAAGGCAGAGGCUCGAGACUACUUAGGUGGUGUACGCAAACCCCCAGGUGGAGAGAGUAGCAUUGCCUUGGUUUAACAUGUUAGGUCUAACUGGGUUAUUUUAUUUCAUCACAUGGUGUCUGGUUUUGUUCGUUAUUCUCCUAGUGCCGGAGGAUGUGCUAUUAUAUUAUUUGACCUUUUUAUUGUGGGUUUUGGGAAUUAUGUUUUAGGUUAUAACGGGAUCGGCCAGAGCUGUGGACUAUCUGCUAAUUGGGUUGUGUAUGUCCAUAUUUUUGUGUUCUUUCAGUGUUUGUCUUAAUGAAGUGCUUGGCUGUUUCAAUGGGUUUAAUUUAUGAAUUAGCUUUACAUU
This is a messenger RNA of Prunus dulcis (almond), 1553 nucleotides long. RefSeq lists its product as uncharacterized. The record is from RefSeq and is a predicted model, not a curated record. The transcript has 5 exons. The coding region runs from base 354 to 1280 and encodes 308 amino acids. Lineage: Eukaryota; Viridiplantae; Streptophyta; Magnoliopsida; Rosales; Rosaceae.